Messenger RNA from Talaromyces marneffei, 1296 nucleotides. RefSeq lists its product as uncharacterized. The record is from RefSeq and is a predicted model, not a curated record. The coding region runs from base 1 to 1296 and encodes 431 amino acids. Gene Ontology annotation, molecular function: fumarylacetoacetase activity. Lineage: Eukaryota; Fungi; Ascomycota; Eurotiomycetes; Eurotiales; Trichocomaceae. The transcript has 6 exons. Gene Ontology annotation, biological process: L-tyrosine catabolic process; homogentisate catabolic process; L-phenylalanine catabolic process.
AUGUCAGCUUUCAUAUUUCCACUUGAUAUUCCAAUCGACAGCCCGUUUGGGAUCUACAACAUUCCCUUCGGGAUAUACAGUACUAAGGACAGAACUCCACGGGCAGCCACAGCAGUCGAAAAAUGGAUUAUCGACCUUGAUGCUUUGCUGAAUCAUGGCAUCUUCAACAAUAGAGAGCAUGCGAAGUUACUUCAAGGAGUAUUCUUGCAGCCUGUUCUGAAUGACUUUGCUGCAUUGCCAGUCACUGUUCGCCAUUAUGUUAGGCAGACUCUCAUCGAGAACCUGAGCAACUCUGGAUCUCCGCUUUAUACAAACCAAGAACUACAAACAGAAGCAUUACUGCCCUUAGGCGAAGGACAGAUGCAUCUGCCCAUGAAGCUGACGGACUAUACGGAUUUUUAUACGUCAGUGGUGCAUGCACAAACUGCCGGUAGAGCAAUGAAUGUCCCCAUUCCACCAGCAUUCUGGGAAUAUCCGAUGGCUUACAAUGGCCGCGUAUCAUCCGUAUUGGUCUCCGGCACCGAUGUUAUUCGUCCCAAGGGAUUUUAUCCCUCUGAGGCCGGUGACGACCGUGCCAAACUGCAGCCCUCACAGAAACUGGACUUUGAAAUGGAACUUGGUUGUUUUAUUUCCCACCCUGUCGCACCGGGAGAUGUGGUCAGCGCCAACGAUGCGUGGAAGCAUGUGUUUGGAUAUGUCCUCCUUAACGACUGGUCCGCGAGGGAUACACAGCGUUACGAGAUGCAUCCAUUCGGGCCAUUCCAUUCAAAGAGUUUUCUGACCAGCGUUUCGCCUUGGGUGGUUACUCCCGAGGCACUUCAGGGCAGCUUGGUCGGCCCGACUCCUUCGAAUAAGAUGCCCAUUGACGCUCAUCUUCAGAGCGAUCCAAAUAAUCAUGCUGGGUAUGAUAUUGAGUUUUCAGUAUUCUUGUCUCGCAAUUCCUCUACGCCCGUUAAGAUCUCACGAUCAUUUCUGAAGGACUCUCAUUGGGACUCCCUUCAGAUGAUCGCCUACCAGUCUUCAAGUGGCUGCGGCUUGCAUACAGGCGACCUUCUCGGCUCCGGCACAAAUUCUUCGCCGACACCAGAGGAACGGGACCCAUUAUCGCCAGUUGGGUGCGGAUGUCUUUUUGAGGCAGUUUCGGCAAAUAUUAAUCUUCCCAUGGUGGCGGAUCAGAAGGUUACCUGGCUGGAAGAUGGUGAUCGUGUGACCAUGGAAGGCUGGUUCACUACGCCGGACGGCCAACGAGCAGGAUUCGGGCCGUUGACUCAUUUGGUGGUUCCAGCAAGGCCGUAG